UUGACGGUGACUAUUACGGCCGCUGCCGCCCAGAGGCACCACCUCACCUCUCCCCUUCCACUUCGCUAGCCCGCUUGGCUUCUCAGAGCCUGGAGGAAAAAAGGAAGGUGGGAGAGGCAGCAGAGGCGAGGCGAGGGAGCGAGCGAGCGAGCGCCCGAAUCCCCAAAAUCGCAGCGCGAGAAUAAACAAAACCGAAGCGGCAGCGGGAGCAGCAGCAUCGGCGGAUACAAUAAGCAAGGGGAGCAGCAGCCACGGGCAGGAGAGGAGAGUGCGCAGGCGUGCGGGAGGGAGGAGGGGGGAAGAAGAAAAUCGCCUGCCUGCCGCCGCGGUGGUGGGUUGGUGGGUGCCGCCUCCUCCUGCUGCUGCUGCUGUUCCCCCAUUACCUCGCCCCGCUUCGCAUGGAUUCCCCCUCGCUUCUCCCCCACUCCACCCGCCGAUCCACCGGCCGGGGCAGCGCGAGGCGAUGCAAUUGAGGUGAGGUGAGACCGCCGCUUCUUCCGUCGUCGUCGCGUGGGUUUUUUUUUUCUCUCUUUGGUGCUGGGGGAUACAACAACCUGGCGGCCGCGCUGCCGCUGGACGACGCCAUCGCGCGCCUGCACGGCGUCUUGGGGUGGACGAGGCCCAGCAGCCGCGGCGGCGGCGGUGGGAGGAAGAGGUGGCCGCGCGGGGGAAAGGGGAGCGCCAUGCUGUGGGCGGCGCGGGUGUCCGGGUUCUUCUCCGCCGCCAUGGUGAUGGUGGUGCUGUCCCCGUCGCUGCAGUCCUUCCCGCCCGCCGAGGCCAUCCGGUCGUCGCAGUUUGACAGCCACGUCCGCUUCCCUGGCCAGAUCGCGGGGGGCGCCAGGGGCCUCGCCUUCCGUCGCGCCCCCGCGUUCCGCAAUGCCGCUGACUGCGGCAACGCCACCGGCAAUGUCUGCGACCCAUCGCUCGUCCACAUCGCGAUUACGCUGGACGAGGAGUACCUCAGGGGCUCCGUCGCCGCGGUCCACUCCGUCGUGCAGCACGCCACGUGCCCCGAGAGCGUCUUCUUCCACUUCCUCGUCUCCGACCCGGCGCUCGGCGACCUCGUCCGCGCCGUGUUCCCGCAGCUCCAGUUCAAGGUCUACUACUUCGACCCCGACCGCGUCCGCGGCCUCAUCUCCACGUCGGUGAGGCAGGCCCUGGAGCAGCCGCUCAACUACGCCCGCAACUAUCUGGCCGAUCUCCUCGAGCCCUGCGUGCGCCGGGUCAUCUACCUCGACUCCGACCUCGUCGUCGUCGACGAUGUCGCCAAGCUCUGGCGCACCGACCUCGGCGGCCGCACCGUCGGCGCGCCGGAGUACUGCCACGCGAACUUCACCAAGUACUUCACCGACAGGUUCUGGUCGGACAAGCAGUUCGCCGGGACGUUCGCGGGGCGCCGGCCGUGCUACUUCAACACGGGCGUCAUGGUGCUCGACCUCGCCAGGUGGCGGCGGACGGGCUACACGCGGCGCAUCGAGCGGUGGAUGGAGAUACAGAAGUCGCCGGCGGGGCGCAUCUACGAGCUCGGGUCGUUGCCGCCCUUCCUGCUGGUGUUCGCGGGGCACGUGGCGCCGAUCGAGCACCGGUGGAACCAGCACGGCCUCGGCGGCGACAACGUGUUCGGCAGCUGCCGCGACCUCCACCCGGGGCCGGUGAGCCUGCUGCAUUGGUCCGGAUCCGGCAAGCCGUGGGCGCGGCUCGGCGCCGGGCGGCCGUGCCCGCUCGACGCGCUCUGGGCGCCGUUCGACCUGUACGGCCCGGCCGACUCCGCCGCGGAAGGGUCCCGGUAACCGCAACACUAAAGAUGAUUCUUUUCCUUCUUUCGCCGACCCCGUACAAAUUUCUGAGUUCUCAAUUCUUCUCCACCAUUACCUGUUCAAACACCUACAUGUUUAUUUUUUCUUCAUUUCUUCUUUCUUUUGUUCUGUUCGAUUAAAUGCCUUGUGUUAGAUUGUUCUUGUUGGUAUUAGUGAUCUCUUCUUCCACUUUUUUUGAUCGUUUUGUUACUAAAAAAAGAGGUCAUUUGUAUCCUACUCUACAGGUUUGGAAGGCUUGCAGCCUCAGCAUCAUCAUAAAUAAAAAGCACAGAAAAAUAGACAUUGCAGCAGCAUGUGUUCUUCUUCAGUCGCUCCUCUUUCUCCCCUCUCAAUCUGUUUGUUGGCUUCAGCUUCAGCUUCACUCUCGCAAUUGAUCCACCCAUCCAUCACCAAGAAGGGUCAGCCGAUCCAAUGCAGCACCGCACACCAUCACUGCCGCCAUUGACAGGUUUUACACUAACAAAGUCUAAGUCGCAAAGACGAUCCUAAAUCGCAAUCGCGGACAAGAGUAACUUGGAAUCCACGUCUUUGUGGCCGUGCACGAACUGACACUAACAAGCAUUUCGACAUUAAGCACUUGCAGGUGAUAAUUAUAGAGGGGGGCGUUGCCGUUAAGCUCUCGAGGAUUAAAGGGGAGGAGGGGAGAGACGGAGAUAGAUGGCCGGUGGGGGCGGCCAACACGGGACCUGUGAGCUACCGCCCAAGAUCAUUUCUUUUUCUGGGGUCCUUUCCGGCGGGGCCUCACCACUUCGGCAC
Messenger RNA from Oryza sativa Japonica Group (Japanese rice), 2573 nucleotides. Its product is annotated as probable galacturonosyltransferase-like 7. Gene Ontology annotation, cellular component: Golgi apparatus. Gene Ontology annotation, molecular function: glycosyltransferase activity. The record is from RefSeq and is a predicted model, not a curated record. Lineage: Eukaryota; Viridiplantae; Streptophyta; Magnoliopsida; Poales; Poaceae.